Messenger RNA from Gregarina niphandrodes, 747 nucleotides. RefSeq names its product putative PWI domain protein. The record is from RefSeq and is a predicted model, not a curated record. Gene Ontology annotation, biological process: mRNA processing; regulation of mRNA stability. Bases 1 to 747 code for a protein of 248 amino acids. The transcript is spliced from 2 exons. Gene Ontology annotation, cellular component: cytoplasm; nucleus. Gene Ontology annotation, molecular function: metal ion binding; poly(A) binding. NCBI's taxonomy places the organism in Eukaryota, Apicomplexa, Conoidasida, Eugregarinorida, Gregarinidae.
AUGUCGUCCUUGUCGGAGACGACAGCUGCUCGAUGCCAAAGCGCAAUCACGCAGAAGUUAAGCAACAUGCUGGGUGAGGAAGGCGUGGAGAUUCUGACUGAUUAUGUUUGGCACAUGGUGACGAGACCCAAAACCACCAAGGAGCAUGUGACUGAAGAGCUGCGAGAAUUUUUAGCCCACGAUACAGACGAAUUUGUGGAAUGGCUGAUAGGGACUGUUGGACCUAUAAUAAAUGAGGAGGUGACGAUGAAGCAACAAGCAGCGCAGUCAGAAGCGGCGCCGGUGCCGAUGGAGGAGCCGUCCGUCCCCCAGCAGUACGAGGAGAUGAGCUCUGCUCCUGUCCCCCAACGGGAACCGCCUUCUCAUCGCCAACCCCCCCAGCAGCCGAGCUAUCGCGGCGGUAGCCCUAUAUUUAUGGAUCCCCAGACAGGUGCGCAGAUGGCUUUGUUACCAUUGGCCAAAUUGCGGAAGAUUAAGAAGCGCUGCGCCAAGUUCCCCAAUUGCCCAUACGGCGAAGAGUGCCGGUAUAUACAUCCUUCCGAGCAGUGCGUUAACUGGCCGCACUGCAACUUCGGCGACGAAUGCUUUUACAUACACCCAAACGUCCCUUGCCGAUACGGAAUCAACUGUCCCAACGUUGCUUGCAACUAUACACAUCCCCCUGAGUGGGACAGAUCAAAGAUCACGACCAGAAUCAAUGCCUACACCGGCACGUUCAAGAACUAUACCUACUCCGCUGAACAAUAA